Onychomys torridus (southern grasshopper mouse) is the source of this 4437-nucleotide messenger RNA. RefSeq names its product shortage in chiasmata 1 (gene Shoc1). Gene Ontology annotation, molecular function: single-stranded DNA binding; ATP hydrolysis activity. The transcript is spliced from 28 exons. Gene Ontology annotation, biological process: resolution of meiotic recombination intermediates. The record is from RefSeq and is a predicted model, not a curated record. Gene Ontology annotation, cellular component: condensed nuclear chromosome. Lineage: Eukaryota; Metazoa; Chordata; Mammalia; Rodentia; Cricetidae.
UUGAAGAGAAGAGCUAUGUUUUCAGCAUUCAAAUAUUAUGCAAUAGACUAUUUACAUGAGAACACAGUUAAAGAAAGGGUUUGCAGAGAUGCUUUGUUGCUUCAGAUCCCUUCAUGUUUAAAUCAAGAUAAAAAUUUUAUUGAUGAUAAAUAUAGGAGUCCAUGGACAAGAGCUAUUUCAGUUCCGGAAAUGACAGAUGAUUCAGUCUUAGAGCAGUGGACAACAAGGUUCUGUGUGGAGGAUUUUCCUGAAAAAAAGACAGUUACAGGAAUGAUGAUUAAUGGUACAUUUGAGGAAAUUGCUCCAAGUUCCAAUCCAAACUCUCCACCUGGAAUAGAGAAUAUCAGCUCAUACCUCAGGAAGAACUAUGAAGAAUACUUUACACCGAUCAAGUGCUCCCCACACUACCCGGGAGUGAAGGCGGAGCACCAAGGAUUACUUAUUGAUGAGGAAAUGAUUUUUACAAAUAAAGCAAUGGACAAUCAUCUACCCACUGUGGAUACUCUCUUGAGCAGACUAAAGCUCUAUCUGGUUAAGGAUCCACUUUUAGAUUUCCAAGAACAGCUUUCCGGAAAGGCUGAUUUCACGAAGUGUUUCUCUGUUCAAGAACGUUCGGAACCUUUUGUGAGAGAUUUCCAUAUGGCUGAAGAGACCUUUUGUAAGAAGAAACUACCACCAGUUUUUCCUUCUGAGUUUGAAUUCUUGAUAUCUACAAUUCCUAAACAAGAAAUUCCCAUUCUACCACUAUCAGAACUGAAGGAGUCAUUAAACUCAGUGCCUGACAUAAUGGGUUAUGUAGAAGAAAAUGAAAAACUUUCCAAAAGAGAUCUUUCUACCAAACGUGAAUUUGAUACUGAGGAUAUGAAAUGCAACUCCACAGAGAUCUCACCUAUUGCAAGCCCAUGUGAACCAGAGUGCAGUGAACCAGGAGAAUUAGAAAUGCCACUAACCAAUGUAAGCUUACCAAGGCAACAUUCUCCAAUGAGUUCAUUAUGUGCAAGAUUUCAGGCAUUUCCAUUUUCUGCUGUGUGUAAAAUCAAUUUGCUUAGUGCCGGAGAAUCAACUAACGAAUACUGUAUGCUGUGGCAAGUGGGAAGCUGCAGAAACUCUCGGGUCUCUUUCUUGCUGACAGUUCCAAGAUGUCAAGAGCCCAGCAGUCAAUAUUCUCUUGCAGACAUGAGGAAUAUCUUUUCUAGCAAAGGAGACAGCCUUGUGAUUAGCCCUGCAAAAGCAAAGAGGUGGAGACAAGCAAGACUAAAUCCAAUACUGGCCGACACCUUGGAGCAUCUGAAGGCAUAUUUGUGUCACAGUGGUCUGUCUUCCCAGGAGACUAAGCUGGGGGUCUUCCUGCCUACAAACAUGCUUCAGCUGGGCCCCUGGUUAGAACAUCAGAAUUGUCCCUUGCCCAUCGUGCCUAUGAGUGCGAAAUCUACCAGUGUUCCCAGAUUAUGUCCACAGAAGAGACCAUUUUCAGAAAAAGAAGUGCCGCAUCUUUGUUUGUCUGAUGAAUGUGUCUCUGUGAAAAAACCGAAAAAGGGAGAAAAUCCAAAGAAUGACCAAGAACUAGCUGAUGGAAUAAUUCAGAAGACAGACAACUGUCAUGUUGGAUUUGAUAUGUCUGAUGAAUGACCAUAUAACUCUGUGCCAUCUGUUGAAUCAGCUUCCUCCUUACGGGUCAAGGCAUCUUACAAUAAAAAACAGAAUGACUUGGACCUUUUGAGCGAGUUUAUUACUCUGAGAAGUAAAUACAAGACUUUGACUUCAGAUGCUGAAGUCACAGGCCAUGACCAAAACAGUGAAUUUCAAGAUGAAGAAAAGUGUUCUCUGACUCUUCAAGAAGAAAGUCCUGUUGUUUCUAAUAACAAAACUCCAAAGGAGAGAAAUCAAGAAAGAACAGAUAAUGUCAUUGAGAUUCAAGCAUCAGACACCCAGUGCCAAGCAUACUGUCUCCUAGAAGCAGCAGCGACUCCCGUCCUAAACAAACUUGCUUGCCUCUGUACUUACCCUGCUGCUAAUUGGAAAUUUGCCACUGUCAUAUUUGACCAAACAAGAUUCUUCUUAAAGGAACAAGAAAAAAUAAUAAAUGAUGCUGUUCACCAAGGUAAAAAUGAUGACAGAGAAAUAACAUUCAGGCACGCUGCUCUCUUACAUCUCCUGGUAACAAUUAGAGACGUCCUUUUAACAUGCAGCUUGGAGACAGCAUUAGGAUAUUUGUCGAAGGCAAAAGAUAUCUACAAAAGUGUGUUAGAUUCCUGCUUGGAUAACAUUUGGAGACAGCUGAAAACUUUACAGUUUAUUAUGGAAAAAGGGCCAAAAACCAACUAUAAGAUCCAAGAAUUGCAAUGUCAGAUACUAAGCUGGUUGCAAAGUCAACAGCAAAUUAAGGUACUGAUUAUACUAAGAAUGGACUCAGAUGGAGAAAAACAGUUGCUUAUUAAAACCCUUAAGAACAUAGAAGGUUUAACACUGACUGUUUUACAUUCAAAUGAAAGAAAAGAUUUUCUGGAAGCUACUGGUGUUUUAAAAGGGACAAGUUCCUGUGUGGUUGUGCAUAAUCACUGUAUCAGAGCAGAUUUCCCCUGGAGCAGCUUCUCACUCGUGGUGGAGUACAAUCACGUGGGGCACUCUUGCUGGGACAAGCUCUGCCAGCAGUUGAGUAUACCUUUCCUGGCCUUCAAAGUCGUGGUUCCAGACACAGCUCUGAAAAGAAACACCUUGCUGGAUAGAUUUGGUGGGUUUCUCUUGGAGAUUAAGAUCCCAUACAUAUUUUUUGCAUCUGAAGGAGUGCUUAAUACCCCAGAAAUGCUCCGGCUGCUGGAAUCUGACUAUAAUAUUACACUAGUGGAGAGAUGCUGCUGUGAGUCACUGAAACUGUUUGGAAGCACAGAGCAUUAUGUAGUAGUAACAGUUGAUGAGCAUACCGCUGUGGUUGUGCAGGACCUAGAAGAAUUACAUUAUGAGAAGGCAUCAGAUAAUAUCAUUAUGAGAUUAAUGGCAUUGUCAUUCCAGUAUAGCUGUUGUUGGAUAAUACUGUAUCCCAAGGAAACAUUAAGUUCAGAGUACCAUCUCACGGAGAAGACACUCCAUCACCUUGCACAGAUUUAUGCAGCUUUGGUUCCCUCUGGUCUUAAAUCUGAAGAACUGGAUGUAAAGCUUAUAAUUGCCCCAGGAGUAGAAGAGACGGCUUUAACAAUUCGACAAAUUGCAGACCACAAUUUAAUGACGUCGAAGAGAGAUCCUCAUGAAUGGUUGGAUAAAUCCUGGGUUGAAGUUUCACCGUCUAAGGAAGAAAUGAGCCUCCUCGACUUCCCGUGCAUUAACCCACUGGUGGCUCAGCUCAUGUUACACAGAGCACCUUCGCUGCACUGGCUGCUGAGGGCAACGCCCACGGAGCUUCAGGAACUCCUACCCCAGGUUCCUGGCAAGGUUCUGAAGCAUUUUUGUAGCAUCACUUCCUUGUUCAAGAUUAAUUCUUCCUCCAUGACAAUGUCACCUCGAAUUUCAUCACUUCAGGAGGAUAUGAAUGAAACCAGUCCCUUUAUUUCUCAGAGUUCAGCUCUUGUCAUUCAGGAACAUGAGGAAUAUCAUUCCUAUGAAGACUCAGAAGAGACAAUGCAGGAAGGCACAAGACAAACACUGAGCAUGUUGCCAUCUGCAGCAGCAUCUCACAGUCAGACCAGCUACUGGAAAGACUCCAUUUGUGGUCCUAACACAGUGCAGAAUAACCCCUUUCUAAUUAAUAAGGAAUCAAAGAAAGUGACUUGGCAUUCCUUUCCAAGCCAGGAUGAUUCAGAAUCAGGUGUCUUUUCUUUGGGCCUAACACAAAUAAAUUGUGAACCUGAAGUGUCACCAGCUGAUACUCAGAGGAGAGUUACUCAUAAUUUUGUUAAUUAUCCUAAAGCAAAAGGAAGCAGAAACAUGCAAGUGUCCACCCCUGUGUUUUUACCAGAGGGCUCUCAAUCCCACCUUUGUUGUGACUUUAAAAAAAAUGGUGACAGGAAACAGACUUAUUCAUUUAAUUCAAGCUGUGGAGCAGAACAGACUACCUACAACAAAUGGUACCCACAAAACAAUGACUUACCCAGUAAUCAGCCAGAGUGUCUGUCGGAUAAAUUGGAAGACUUCACAUACAGAAAUUCAAACGCUGGCAUUGGCAAGACCUUUUGGAGAGAACUGCCAUCUGUCCCCAGCUGGGAUUCAUUCUGUGCUCCUGAUUCUAAUGUAAACCAAAGAGGAUUCAAUGGCCUUAAUUUCUACCAAAGAGCUGGCAACUACUUAGGACAGAGAAGGCUCCCUGAAUCUUCAUCUAACUGGGGAGAUUAUGAAACACCAACAGGCUUAAUGUACUCACAAGUACCACAACCCAAAAAACAACGACUAACAUAUGAAAAAGUCCCUGGAAGAGUGGAUGGACAAACCCGGCUGAAGUUUUUAUGA